Molecule: messenger RNA, 5071 nt
Organism: Euleptes europaea (tarantolino)
Lineage: Eukaryota; Metazoa; Chordata; Lepidosauria; Squamata; Sphaerodactylidae
Gene: MAP3K4
Product: mitogen-activated protein kinase kinase kinase 4
Exons: 27
Coding region: 13-4710 (1565 amino acids)
Biological process (GO): MAPK cascade; protein phosphorylation
Molecular function (GO): protein kinase activity; ATP binding
Source: RefSeq, a predicted model, not a curated record
CCCGGUGCACGCAUGAGAGACGCCGCCGCCGCCGCUGCUGCCAGAGCGAUGGAGGAGCCGGAGCGCAGCUCUUCGGCCUGCAGGCAAGAGUGCAAGUCAGAAGAUGCCACUUGCAGAAUCUCUGAAUCUGAUUCCGAGGAGCUAUCCGAUGAAGCAAAUGCUGAAACUUUCUAUGGAACCUCUCCUCCUAGCACACCACGGCAGAUGAAGCGCAUGUCAACAAAGCACCUGAAAAAUAAUGUUGGGAGACCUACCAGCCGUUCCACUUUGAAAGAGAAGAUGACCUCAUCAAACCAGCUGUCUAACAAAGACAACGUCAAAACCACAGAGAACCCAGAAGAGCACAGCUAUAAGCAGGGGAAAAAGAUCCGAGCCACCCUAAGGACAACAGAGAGGGAUCACAAGAAAAAUGUACAGUGCUCAUUCAUGUUGGACUCGGUUGGUGGGUCCUUGCCAAAAAAACCAAUUCCAGAUGUUGAUCUCAAUAAGCCUUACCUCAGCCUUGGCUGCAGCAAUGCUAAGCCUCCAGUAUCUGUACCCGUGCCUAUAGCCAAAACCACACGUCAGACUUCUCGUACUGAUUACCCUGCGGACCGUUUAAAGUUCUUCGAAACCCUGCGGCUUUUGUUAAAGCUUACCUCAGUUUCCAAGAAAAAGGACAAGGAACAGAAAGGGCAGGAAAGCACUUCUUCUGUUGAGUUAAACCGAUCCAAUGAACUAAUCUGGCUCGAGCUUCAGGCUUGGCAUGCAGGCCGGAGUAUUAAUGACCAAGACUUCUAUUUAUAUACUGCCCGCCAAGCCAUCCCAGAUAUCAUCAAUGAAAUUCUUACUUUCAAGGUAAACUAUGGGAACCUCUCCUGUGUAGGAAGCAGAGCUAGUCUUAAUGGUACAUCAGGAGGACAGUGUAAAGCAGCCCAUGGUGCAAGUGCCGUGGGCUACGCAAGCUACCAUGAACACCUCCAUCGCCAGCGAGUCUCAUUUGAGCAGGUAAAGCGGAUAAUGGAGCUGCUAGAAUAUGUAGAAGCACUUUAUCCAUCUCUGAAGGCCCUUCAAAGUGACUAUGAAAAGUAUGCUGCAAAGGAUUUUCAGGACAGGAUGCAGGCACUCUGUCUCUGGUUAAAUAUCACAAAAGACUUAAACCAGAAGUUAAGGAUUAUGGGGACUGUUUUGGGUAUCAAAGAUCUCUCUGACAUUGGCUGGCCAGUGUUUGAAAUCCCUUCUCCGCGCCCCUUCAGGGACAAUGAUCCAGAGGACGACAGGGAAACCUCGGGGACGUGCACAGAGGAAAGCGAAGAUGAAGAACAAAUCUCCGAAGAGCAUGUGGAGGAACUCCGACAAGCCAUCCAGAAUAAUUUUACCAAUAAGCCAAAUUUUGACUUUCAGGCACAAGACCAUUUGUCAAGGAAACCUGACAGGCUUGAACCUGAGGAUGAUUCAGCUUGCUGGGUUGUCACGGAGUGCAGCGGUGAGGCGGGCUGCAGCAGACACUGUUUGACCUCUAUUUAUAGACCGUUUGUAGAUAAAGCACUGAAACAAAUGGGGUUACGAAAGCUAAUUUUAAGGCUGCACAAGUUAAUGCAUGGCUCCCUGCAAAGGGCUCAAAUGGCCUUGAUAAAGAACGAUCAGCAGUUGGAGUUUUCAGAGUACCCCGAUCCCAUUUUAUGUUCAGAUUACGUGCAGUUGUCAAAUUCUCCACCUUCUUCAGAUCAAAAAUGCAGUACUGUGUCAUGGGAAGAGCUGAAAUCAAUGGAUUUACCAUCUUUUGAACCCGCAUUUCUAGUUCUUUGCCGCGUCCUUCUCAAUGUCAUCCACGAGUGUCUCAAAUUAAGGUUGGAACAGCGGCCUGCUGGAGAGCCAUCUCUCUUGAGUAUUAAGCAGCUAGUGAGAGAGUGCAAAGAGGUCCUGAAAGGCGGCCUGCUAAUGAAACAAUAUUAUCAGUUUAUGUUACGCGAGGUGUUAGAUGAUUUACAGAAGAACAACCUCAACAUCGAUUCUUUCGAGGAGGACCUUCAUAAGAUGUUAAUGGUUUAUUUUGAUUAUAUGCGAAGCUGGAUCCAAAUGCUACAGCAGUUACCUCAAGCAUCUCAUAGUUUAAAAAAUCUCUUGGAAGAAGAAUGGAAUUUCACCAAAGAAAUAACACCUUAUAUACGAGGAGGUGAAGCUCAAGCUGGAAAACUGUUCUGUGACAUUGCAGGAGUGCUGCUUAAAUCGACAGGAAUCUUUUUGGACUCUGGCUUACAGUACAGCUGUGAUGAGUUUUGGGCCAGUGCUGAUGAUAGUGCUGCUUCAGAUGAAAUCAGGAGGUCUGUUAUAGAGAUCAGCCGGGCACUGAAAGAGCUGUUUCAUGAAGCUCGAGAGAGAGCCUCCAAGGCUCUUGGCUUUGCCAAGAGGUUAAGGAAGGACCUUGAAAUAGCAGCAGAGUUCACAUUGUCUGCCUCUGUGCGUGAGAUCCUCAGUGCCCUGAAAACACAACAGUAUAUGAAGGUGCAAAUCCCUGGACUUGAGAAUGUACAGAUCUUUGUGCAAGAAAGUCUUGCAGGAGAGAAGUCUAUUAUCUUGCAGCUGCUUAACACUGCUGCAGGAAAGGACUGUUCAAAGGACUCUGAUGAAGUGGCUGGUGAGCCCUUCUUGCUGAUGACUAAGUACAGCGACAAAGAUCACGAAGGAGACGACAGCUGGAGCGCAUGGGAAGGGCAGCCUGUCAAGCUCAUGCCUCCGGUGGAAACGGUUGAUACGCUGAAAAAUAUGCAGAUUGACAACCUCCUCCUUGUAGUCAUGCAGCCCGUUUAUCUUGUGAACCAGAGAAAAGCUUUCCAACAGUCUCUUGAAGGACUGGUCUCUUUGCAUCAGGAGCAAACAUCCAGCCAGCCGGUCGUUGCCAAAGCUCUGCAGCAGUUGAAGAGUGAUGCUUUGCAGUUGUGCAAUAAGAUAAGCAGUGCAAUUGACAGAGUCGAUCGCAUGUUCACAUCUGAAUUUGACGCUGAGGUGGAUGAGUCGGAAUCUGCCACAUUGCAGCAAUAUUAUCGGGAAGCCAUGAUUCAGUGUUACAAUUUUGGUUUUGAGUACCAUAAAGAAGUAAUUCGUCUGAUGUCUGGAGAAUUCAGACAGAAAAUUGGAGACCAGUAUAUCACUUUUGCAAGAAAGUGGAUGAAUUAUGUCCUCACUAAAUGUGAGAGUGGUCGAGGCACCAGACCAAGGUGGGCAACACAAGGUUUUGAUUUUCUUCAAGCCAUUGAGCCAGCAUUUAUUUCAGCUCUGCCUGAAGACGACUUCUUGAGUUUGCAGGCUUUGAUGAAUGAAUGUAUUGGACAUGUAAUCGGAAAGCCUCACAGUCCUGUUACAGCUAUUCAUCGGAAUAGUCCUCGUCCUGUGAAAGUACCACGGUGCCAUAGUGAUCCCCCAAAUCCUCACCUCAUCAUCCCAACGCCCGAAGGGUUCAGCACAAGGAGUGUCCCAUCUGAUGUACGGAACCAUUGCGGCGCUGCGCUUAGUCGCCCCGCUCCCAUCGGUGGCGACUCAACUCAGCCAAAACCUGUCAGCAGUGCAAAUGAUAUCAGAGGUUCCAGCGUCCCUGAAAAUGACCGACUGGCUUCAAUAGCUGCUGAGCUACAGUUUAGGUCUCUGAGCCGCCACUCCAGCCCCACAGAGGAACGUGAAGAGCCAUCUUAUCCUAAAGGAGAUUCUAGCGGGACAGCGCAAAGAAGCUGGGAGCUUCGAACACUCAUCAGUCAGACCAAAGACUCUGCUUCCAGGCAGGGGCCCAUAGAAGCAGUUCAGAAAUCAGUCCAGCUAUUUGAAGAAAAAAGGUACCGAGAAAUGAGGCGGAAAAAUAUCAUUGGCCAAGUUUGUGACACCCCCAAGUCUUACGAUAACGUCAUGCAUGUAGGCUUAAGAAAGGUGACUUUUAAGUGGCAAAGAGGAAACAAAAUUGGAGAAGGUCAGUAUGGGAAAGUGUAUACCUGUAUCAGUGUUGACACUGGUGAAUUGAUGGCUAUGAAAGAAAUAAGGUUUCAACCAAAUGAUCACAAAACAAUCAAAGAAACUGCAGAUGAGCUGAAAAUUUUUGAAGGCAUUAAACACCCUAACCUGGUUCGGUACUUUGGGGUGGAGCUCCACAGGGAAGAAAUGUACAUAUUCAUGGAAUACUGUGAUGAGGGAACUCUGGAAGAAGUGUCAAGGCUGGGUCUCCAGGAACACGUCAUUAGGCUCUACACAAAGCAGAUCACAACAGCAAUCAAUGUUCUGCAUGAACAUGGUAUAGUGCAUCGAGAUAUCAAAGGCGCAAACAUCUUCCUUACUUCAUCUGGGUUGAUCAAGUUGGGAGACUUUGGCUGCUCAGUAAAGCUAAAGAAUAACACACAGACCAUGCCUGGUGAAGUCAACAGUACUUUGGGGACUGCAGCAUACAUGGCUCCCGAGGUAAUCACUAGAGCUAAAGGAGAAGGCCAUGGGCGUGCAGCGGACAUCUGGAGCCUGGGCUGUGUUGUGAUUGAAAUGGUCACUGGUAAGAGGCCCUGGCAUGAGUACGAACACAACUUCCAGAUCAUGUAUAGGGUAGGAAUGGGUCAUAAACCUCCCAUACCAGAAAGGAUAAGCCCCGAAGGAAAAGACUUCCUUUCUCACUGCCUGGAGAGUGAUCCAAAGAUGAGAUGGACAGCUAGCCAGCUCCUCGAUCAUUCAUUUGUCAAGGUGUGCACAGAUGAAGAAUGAAGUUAUACACACGUGGCCUCCUGUACUCUGGUGAAGUAUCUCUUAAAUCACUACUGUAUGUAAUAUUUACAUAAAGACUGUGCUGGGAAAUGGUAUGUGACUCCACACGUACCGUGACUCAAGACUGCACAAGUGACUGGUGUCACUUCUCCUGCUGCUCUCGAACGUUUUCCUCGGCAUGUGUUGCUCCCGUGACGGCGCCCGCAACUUUAAAGAAGCUGCAUGUUUCCGUGAAAGUGCCAUUACUACUGUAUAAUGGACCAUGACCCUAUUUUUGUUCCUCAUUCUCAGUUUCUCAUAUGAUUGAGAAGUGUCAUGUUAAUAUGUAGUAUUUUUGAACUUUCUAGGUUCGGAAAAACAA